AUGUCCAAAAAUUUUGAAUUUAACGCUCCUCAAUUUGUAAAUUUUUCAAACUUAGAUGAUCCAGAAGGAGAUAGUUUUUUUGGUAGAAAGUUUGAAAAUUUGCAUGUCAGUGAAGUCACAUCUAUAGAACCUAAAUCAGAAAAGAAAACUUCUAAACUGUUAAAAAGUGGAAGGAAAUCACAUCAUAUGAUUACAAGGUUAGAUGUAAUAAACAAUAGACUAGAUAGUGAUUCUCCCAGUAGCGAAAUAAACGUAACAAAUACCAAGGAUACCAAUCCUUCUGCUUCCAAUAAAAAGGUAAUACAUAAAAUACCUAAAGCUGUGAAUUUUAAUAAAAUGAAAAGAGCAGCUUCACCUCUUGCAUCGACAAAAAAAUUUAUAUCUUUAGCAGAACAAGUAGAACAUUUUUAUGAUACACCAGAUAGAUUUCGAUCGCGACCAAAUAAAAAACCAACUUCCAUACCGAAAACUCCAAAACUACUAGCAAAAUUUCGGCAAAGAAAAAUAAAUUUUCCAGACGAAAAACAAAGAGAAGAAAUGGAACUUGAAGAAAUGAAAAAGCAUCAAGUUAAAGCUCAUCCUUUAAAUGAAAAAAUUCUAAUGGGACCUUCGCUUAAUUUAAAAGUUCCUAUUAUAAAAAAACCAACUACAGUUCCACAACCUUUUUCACUAACCGAAGUUAAGAAAAAAGAGCAUUCAGAAGAAACGGUGUUUCAAUUCAAAGCACAACCAUUGCCAUUUUCAAUUUUACAAGGUCCAAUUGGAAUUCCACCGAAAAAAAUCACUGCUCCAACUGUACCUACAACCCCCCAAAUUCGUGUUCCUCAUAGAUAUCGAGUUGGAAUAAAAACACCCGUAAAAACUCCAGAAGUAGACGGAUCAAAUGUACCUCGAAAAACUGUCGUACAACCUUUCAGUUUUGAUGAAAGAAUGAAAGAAAUGCUGCAAAAGAAACAAAAUUUUAUAAAUAAGGUAUUAGAAGAAGAAAAGAAAGGAUUUAAUUCCUUUAAAGCGCAUCCAAUGCCAGCUUUUAAAAAUAAAUGCGAUGGAAAGUUCAAGACGGAAAAAUGUCACACAACAACCCCUCAACCUUUUCAUUUAACUCAGAGAAAGUUUGAUAAGGGAACGCCAGAUCAACGACCUCCUACCACAUUAUAUAAAUUGAAUAUUUUAAUUUUGUAUUUUUGUGUUCGAAAGCAAAAAAUUACUCCGUUUAAAGCAAAACCAGCUACGGUUGUUCAUCAAAAACCAUUCGUGCCGAAAUUACAAAAACAUGACAUGAUUGUAACUUCAGAUUUUCACUUAAGCACCGAAAAAAGAGCAGUAGAACGUUUAAAAUUCGAUGAAAAAAUUAAACAAAAAGAAGAGGAACUAAAUUUAGCUUUGAAAUUGCAAAAAGAAGAAGAGGAAAGACUUGAAAAAGAACGAGCUCUUGAAGAACGUAAAAAAGCAGAAUUCAAAGCGAAACCAAUGCCUCGUUACAAAGCAUUUGAAAUAUACAAAGCCGAUCCAGAAAAAUUAACUUUACCUCAAAGCCCGAGAUUUGUCAGUAAAACAAAAGAUUUAAAAAAAGAUUAA
Messenger RNA from Pediculus humanus corporis (human body louse), 1578 nucleotides. RefSeq lists its product as uncharacterized. Lineage: Eukaryota; Metazoa; Arthropoda; Insecta; Psocodea; Pediculidae. Gene Ontology annotation, biological process: activation of protein kinase activity; regulation of mitotic spindle organization. Gene Ontology annotation, cellular component: microtubule; spindle. The record is from RefSeq and is a predicted model, not a curated record. The coding region runs from base 1 to 1578 and encodes 525 amino acids. The transcript has 10 exons.